CAUUAAUAUUAGCACUGAUUCCACAACAAUAGCGCCGCUGACAAUAAUAUUAUUAAUAGCCUCCAAUUGGGCGCUAAGGAUUCCCAUGCACACAGCGACCUCUGGCGGCGCCGCAAGGGACACACAGGCGUGAGGCCUGUGAGACACAGCGGGAGCUUGGAUCUCUCCCCCCCUCUCCAACUUCGCCGCCCCGUCACGUGAACGCUCUCGGCCAACCAGAGUCCGUGUUGUCGCGGCCGGACGCCAUUGCUGCUGUCAGAGAGGCGAAGCUCUGGUCAGUGUGUGAGAGAGACAGAGACGAACGGCGGGAGAGACCAGGAGCCGAGCUAUCCACCGAGCCCCCCGGGGAGGCGGGCCGAGCACAGGUCCCACAGGAAGGCCCGGGUCUGCUGGCUGUGAUUGAGGACGCUGCUGGACUAGGCCCCUGAGGCCUCCUACUGUGACACGGGGCGGUCUCCCCCCCUCAGUCCUUGAUUUCUGUGUGUGUCUCCCGCCGCCUGCCCUGGCUGAGAGGAGCGGAGCCCCCCUGAGUGACUGAGCGGAUGUGGCCUGACUGUCUAGCCUGUGGCGGGGAGUGAGCGGCUACACCGGGGCCCGCGGCUGGCGCACCGGCAGCCUCCGCUUAGCCUCCCCGUACUGGCAGUACAUUCCCUGAGAAGCAGGGGGAGGCCGCUGCGCUUCCUUCCCCUCCUCUUCCUCUCACAUCCCACGGCUUCAGGCCGCCCCUCCCCCACACGGGUGACUCAUUUCACCGCGCCGGAUUAUCGGCCCAGUCCGGGCUCAUUGGAGCUGUUCUCCUCGGGACUCUUUCAUCCGGGCCGGCCCUGCCUAGGACAUGGUUGUAUCCCGCCGGCCUCUGUGAUUCGUCAUCCCCGUGUCCCCCUCUAGGCCCGGGCCUCGUCUGCAGCCUGCCCUCUUUCGGAUCGGAUCCAGGAUUUUAGCUCUCAGACAUGCCCAGCUCUGGUAGCCAGGCACCUGGAGGAUCAUGACUGCGGCGGCGAACUGGGCAGCCAACGGGGCGAGCCUGGAGGACUGUCACUCUAACCUCUUCUCACUGGCUGAAUUAACUGGCAUCAAAUGGCGUCGCUACAAAUUCCAAGGCCAUGGCGACUGCAGUCCAAUCAUCUCCGCUCCAGCCCAAGACGACCCCAUUCUUUUGAGCUUCAUCCGUUGCUUGCAGGCCAACCUGUUGUGUGUAUGGAGACGUGAGGUCAUGCCUGACUGCAAAGAGCUCUGGGUUUUCUGGUGGGGAGAUGAACCGAAUCUUGCAGAUGUUAUCCACCAUGAGCUCACCAUGCAAGAAGAGGGGCUGUGGGACAAUGGUCUAUCCUAUGAGUGUCGGACACUACUUUUUAAGGCCAUUCACAACCUGUUAGAAAGGUGUUUGCUUGAUAAAAGCUUUGUGCGAAUUGGAAAGUGGUUUGUGAAGCCCAGUGAAAGAGAGGAAAAAUCAGUCUCAAAGAGUGAGAACCUUUCCUGCUCCUUUACUUUUUUCCUCCAUGGGGAAAGCAGUGUUUGCACAAGUGUAGAGAUUGCUCAGCACCAGCCAGUGUAUCUCAUCAACCAGCACCAUCUCCAGCUGGCGCAGACAUCCCACACGCCAUGCCAAGUUAUUCUGAGUCCUUAUGGGUUGAGUGGAACGCUUACUGGACAUGCCUACAAAACAUCAGACCCCACAACCCGAAGGCUGCUUGAAGAAUGGCGUCCCUUCUACCCUACAGUGCUCUCUGCAAGGAAGGAACAACGGGAAGAUCAGGAAAUGCUUUAUGAUGAUGAUUUUCCGGCAGCAGUGGAAGUAAUUGUGGGAGGCGUUCGGAUGGUUUACCCCUCAGCUUUCGUUCUCAUAGCUCACAGUGACCUGCCAGCUCCGCCGAGCACUGUGAACACUGGGCAUAGUGGUACAAGUACUCAGCAAAACACUGUUUUCACUAAAGAUCCCAGCCCUUGCAGGAUGCCCUUGACGCCACCCACGUCACCAGAUCAAGCUGUUCCUGGAGACAUUAGGUCUGUAACAGCAAGUGGUAACAGCCAAUCAUCCGGAGACAGUGUCAGCCAUUCGAGGCACAGUCCCAAACGUGGAGGGAGAAGUUAUUUGAAGUUGCGGAGUCAUAUGGCGCAGAGAGCUUGGAGGGAAUGCAUCCUGAACAGAAGUCCAUUAAAGUCAAAUAUGCCCAACCAGCAGGAAGAGGAAGUGACGGGUCACAUAACACCUUGGGACUUUGUGGAUCCUACUCAGAGAGUCAACUGUUCAUGCUCCAGGCACAAGUUGUCCAAGCAGCGUGGUGCACAAAGUGCAGCUCGUCCUCCCUCUGUUUCCCAGGCCUGUGUGGGUGGAAACCCCUCUUCCAGCAAUUCUUCCCUACAACCUUCUGCAUCUUCCAAGCACAAACCGAACGAUCGCCAAGAAAAGGCAGAUAAACUGCAGAAAAAGGCCACAACUCCAUUCCAUCACCGACCAUCUCCAACCCAGAGCGAACAAUGCAUGACACAGGAACAGUCUGUGCAGCAGCGCCAAGGAACAGAGCCUCCAGCUGAAACAGCCUCCACCACUACACCAAACAGGCAGUUCUCUAGUAUAGCACCUGCAGGGGAGCUCGAUCAACUAUUGCCAGUACCCCCUGCUGAUUCCCCGCAUUCACCUGCCUCCCCAAUGCCCCCUACUCUUAGUCCACAGCCCCCGCAACAAGAAGUUGAAAUUCAUGAUCAAGAAGUGGCGGUCUCAAAUCUUUAUCCUAACGGUUUAGAAAUGCAACCACUUGAUGACAGGACGAUAAUGGCAGCUAGCCUUGGCCUGCCUAUGAUCACAGAAAUGAGUGAGACCAGUUUGUAUUGUGCUGGUCUUCCCCAGAAUCGAGAUGUUGAGGACAGCUGGCAUGGUUACAAACUUCCAACUGCUGUCAGCCAAAACUUUCGUCCACCAGAAAUCCAGGGAGAGUGGUACGAGGCCAAGCAGGAGGUGGGAUCUGAGAGCACUGCACUUAAAAGGCUUCUGUCUCAGCCCAACAGACGCUUCAAAGUCUUGGAUGAGAAGCGUCAGGUUGUAUCAGACCUCAGUUAUGUGGACCAGCUACCCCUACAUCCAAGUGAAGGCUUCGGGGACUCCACUGAUCCUUAUACUUUUGAGGAUGGAGAUAUUAAGUACAGUUUUACCACCGCAAACAAAAAAUGCAAGAUGGUAGCAGAACUUGAUCGUUCUCGGAAACAAAAGUCUGAUGAGGGGUUUGAGAAAGAUGCAUCACCUACAGAACAUCCUGCACCAGUGCCUGAUGGGAAAGAUGCCAUGUCAAUUUUUAGCCCCAUGUCAAAGUCAGACCCACGGCAGGACCGUGGGAUGGCAGCUAGCCUCACACAGGUCACUGAUCUGGCUCCUUCUCUCAAUGACCUGGACAAUAUAUUUGAUAAUUCUGAAGAUGAGGACCUGGCGGGAUCACCAGGCGCUCGUGCAAUGAAAGUUCCCUUGGGCGGAUCAGAAGAGCGUAAUGUUGGCAAAGAUGGCAGAGCAACGGUUCCCUACUUACCAACAACAGCUGAUCUGCAGAGGAUGUUUCCCACACCACCUUCCCUGGAGCAACAUCCUGCUUUUUCCCCCAUCAUGAUGUACAAGGACACCAUAGGCUCAGACACUGCAACAACUCUCAGUAUGAUGGAAAGUCCAAUGGUCAAUUUGGCCUCCAUGCAACAUGUAGAGUUCAAAAUGGAAAUUGAAGAAGGCCUAUGCAGUCCCAAGCCCGAGGAGAUCAAGGACUUUUCCUUUGUGUACAGAGUCCCUUCCUAUCAACCCUUCCUGGGUACCUCAAUGUUUGCACCACUUAAAUCAUUGCCCAGUCAGUGCCUGCUGUCCUUAAAAAUACCAGACGCCUGCAUUUACAGACCCUCCUGGGCUGCCCCUCCAAAAAUUCAACACCUUGCUUUACCACCUGCUGCUCCUUUUAACAGAGAUGGCUAUAUGAAUGUGCCAAGUGAAGGGAGUUUGACAGACCAAGAUUACCUGCAGCUCAACACUCCACAGACCAAUACCCCUCUUGCUCCUUGCAGCACAGCUCCACCCAGCAAUGGAGGAACUGGUGGCGUCUUGCCUUCUCCAGCUACUCCCAGGUUUUCUGUUCCCACUCCUCGCACACCAAGAACUCCUAGAACUCCAAAAGGUGCUGGAGGCGCUAGUGGGCAAGGUUCAGUGAAGUACGAUAGCACAGACCUCUGUUCUCCAGCUUCUACUCCAUCUACAACAAGGCCAUUGAGCUCUGUUGAGCCAGCCAGCAGUCAUCCCGCUCCCGAGGCCCACAGCCUUUAUGUUACUCUACUUCUCUCUGACUCUGUUCUAAACAUUUUCAAGGACAGGAAUUUUGAUAGCUGUUGCAUAUGUGCCUGCAAUCUGAACAUCAAAGGAUCUGAUGUAGGCCUCUACAUCCCAGACUCUUCAAAUGAAGACCAGUACCGUUGCACCUGUGGUUUUAGUGCCAUUGUUAACCGUAGACUUGGUUACCACUCUGGCCUAUUUAUAGAGGAUGAGAUGGACAUAUUUGGCCGAUCUUCUUACAUAGGGCAGGCAGUGGAAAGAAGACUGAACAUGACAGAGGCAGCGCAAAGAAGUGAGGAUCCUCCUCCACCUGCCCUUCUUUUGCUUCUGCAGAGUCAAUGCACUAGGCCUUUCACUAAUACCGGAGGAAUCUGGGAUCUUUCCUGUAACGAAUCAGAAUAUUUUUUGGAAGGACCAACUACUAACGUAGACCGAGUGAGGGUAGACAGUUCGGAUGCUUGGCCAGAGUGCUUAAAUGCACUAGAGCAGGGAAGACAGUAUGUGGAUAACCCAACUGGAGGAAGAGUUGACGAAUCUCUGGUCAGAAGUGCUACCUUCCACCUUUGGCCACACAACAAUGUGCUUGAUGUCAGCAUGCUACCAUCUCAGGAUGUGGUACGCAUGCUACUAUCCCUACAGCCAUUCUUGCAGGAUGCCAUCCAGAAGAAAAGGACAGGACGGACCUGGGAGAACAUACAGCAUGUGCAAGGUCCUCUGACGUGGCAGCAAUUUCAUAAGAUGGCUGGACGUGGAUCCUAUGGAUCUGAAGAAUCUCCAGAACCACUGCCCAUACCCAACCUUUUAGUUGGCUAUGACAAAGACUUCCUUACCAUAGCUCCUUUCGCUCUCCCCUUCUGGGAGCGUCUGCUUCUCGAGCCAUAUGGAGGCCAGCAGGAUGUAGGAUAUUUGGUAUUGUGUCCAGAAAACCCAGCCUUACUAGAUGGAGCAAAAGCCUUCCUCAGUGACUUGAGUGCCGUGUAUGAGAUGUGCCGCCUUGGACAGCACAGACCAAUCUGUAAAGUUCUGUCUGAUGGGAUUAUGAAGGUUGGCUGUUCUACAAGUGAAGGAUCAAGUGAGGAAUCAACCAGCGAGGAUGUGGACAACCGAGCUCGGCUUCAGAUGUAUGCUCAGACCUGCCGGCAACACUUAGCCCCAUAUCUGUCCUCCCUGCAACUGGACAGCAGCCUAUUAUUGCCUCCUAAAAGCCAAGCCAAUCCAAGUGCACAGAGUACUCCGAGUCCUGCUGCACCUCCCGGGCUAUCCAACCCUGCAUUCAGUUCCACUCCUAAUGGCACUGGAACAGCACCACAGUCAUCUUCAUCUUCAGUGCCUGCUGGAAGUAGCUCUGCUCCUGCAGCAUUCAACCCCGGCACAGCGCAGAAUUCUUCCAGUUCUGCAGAUCGAUCAGCAGGAAACCAGUCCACUGUAGAGGUGGAAUCAAAUCCACCAUCCUCACAGCUAGAAACGCCUGAAAGUACAACAGAAAGAGAUAAAAUUGGGAUCCCAACAGUGGCAGAGUCAGCUGCAAGCGUCACUUUAUCCCCAACUGUUGUCAUCUACAUGGUGGACCCUUUUACAUAUACUUCAGAUGAUGACUCUCAUACAGGAAACUUCUGGCUGCUGGGUCUGAUUCGGUGUUUUACAGAUAUGCUGGAAAUUUUACCAGAACCACUUCGUGCUGCCUGUAUCCUGCAGGUGGUGCCUUGUCGGUAUCUACUGCAGACGGUUAAUGAUGAGACAGUGUCCUACAUCCAGCACUUGAAGUCUUUAGCGUUCUCUGUAUACUGCCAGUGUCGUCGGCCGGUCGCCUCCCAGAUUCCCAUCAAGCCACUUACUGGCUUUGGUCCAGCAGCUGUCCUUAAUACAGUAUUUAAGAGCUCCGAGCAUCCAAUUCCAGGGCAGUUAUACUCGCCACCAUUUCUGCUUGCCCCCACGAAAGAAAAGCAGACAGAACCAGGAGAACCAUUUGGUGAGGCUGGGCAGAAGUACAAUGUGUUAUUCGUAGGAUAUUGCCUGUCUCAUGACCAGCGCUGGCUCCUGGCAUCUUGCACUGACUUACAGGGAGAGCUACUGGAAACCUGUGUAGUGAAUAUCCAUGUGCCCAAUAGGUUCAGAAGAAGCAAAGUAUCAGCACGGAAAAUUGGAUUACAGAAGUUGUGGGAGUGGUGUGUGGGACUAAUGCAGAUGACCUCUUUGCCCUGGAGGGUUGUUAUUGGACGCCUGGGAAGACUGGGCCAUGGCGAGCUAAAAGACUGGAGUAUUUUGCUGGGAGAAUGCUCACUACAGAACAUUAGCCGUCAGCUAAAAGAAGCCUGCAGAAUGUGUGGUAUAUCUGCUGCAGACUCGCCAUCGAUUCUUAGUGCCUGCCUCGUAGCAAUGGAGCCACAAGGAUCAUUUCAUGUGAUGCCAGAUGCAGUUACCAUGGGAUCUGUCUUUGGUCGCAGCACAGCCUUGAAUCUGCAGACCUCUCAGCUCAGCACCCCACAAGAUGCAUCUUGCACCCACAUCUUAGUAUUUCCUACUUCAGCUACAACCCAGGUUGCUCCUAGUCAUUAUCCACAUGAAGAUGGUUUUAAUAAUGAUGAUAUGUUUGAUCUGCCAUUCCCGGACAUGCCUGACAUGGAAAAUGAUCUAGGAAUUUUAAUCCAAGGGAAUCUACAUUCUCCUCCGAACUCCUCCCCAGGAUCUCCAACGGGCAUUGGAGGUGGAUCACACUUCCAACAUAGUCGGAGUCAAGGAGAGAGGCUUCUUUCUAGGGAAACACCAGAAGAACUGAAGCAACAGCCUUUGGCUCUUGGUUACUAUGUCUCCACAGCCAAAGCAGAAAACCUGCCUGAAUGGUUUUGGUCAUCAUGCCCACAAGCGCAAAACCAGUGUCCCUUAUUUUUAAAGGCUUCACUACAUCAUCAUAUUUCUAUAUCUCAAAACGAUGACCUACUACCUGCGCGCACUUCACAACGUGUUCCUCAUCCUUUGGAUUCCAAAACAACAUCAGAUGUUCUUAGGUUUGUGCUUGAGCAGUACAAUGCCCUCUCUUGGUUGACGUGUAACCCAGCUACUCAGGAUCGAACGUCAUGCCUACCUGUUCACUUCACGGUGCUCACGCAAAUGUAUAACAUGGUCAUGGACAUUCUCUGAGUACUUUCAUCCUACCUUGACCAACAUCCAGAGUCCCCUGUAGUUUCCGUGUUUAAAGUCUCUGCUGUUGGACCUGUUGCAUGGAGGAAAUGCACUUCAUCAGGAACACUUGUUUCUGUGCAACACAAAAUAUACACUAAGAAAUACUAGUGCAAACAAAUUAUUCUCCUGAGAGAAACGAAUACAUGGGCAGGCUACGUAUGCCUGCAAGCUAAUAAAUGGAAGGCAAUCCAGCAAUAGAUCAAAGUAGUCUACAGCUUUGAUAAGAAACAAUACAGUAGCGUACACCACUGGGGAAACCCCGACCAAUAUAUAGAAGUCUUUCUUGCAUCAUGUUCCGCUCAGUUAUUGUAUCAGCUUCACAAAGCACUUCUAUGCCACUAACUCAGCUCGCUCUUUUUUUUGUAGCCCAGACCAGGCCAUGAGUAUUACUGUUUCAUAUUUGCUUUACUUUGAUUCAAGCCCAUUGUGCUACAUUUGAUGUCUGGUUGCAUUCUGACCUUAAGAAAAGUUGUUUUUGUGCCAAACCUCUCAGUAUUCCUCAUUCAGUUUAUAAUGAUUCUGUAUAUGCGGUAGCCAAAGCGAAUGCCUCCUAGUCACUAUUUCAGUGUUGAUACCGUGUCAGAAGCGGAUCCUCUUCUGUUCUCCAUAGAAGUGACAAUCAGCAAUAUUUUCCUAAUGGUGUGAAUUACAUUCCACGGGCCUUGUAUUUGAAAACUGGUUUGAAACCUAAACCAGUUUUGUGGUCUCAAUGUUUUGGAUAUGUAGUAGAUCCAAUGCCCAUCUCUUAUACCUAAUGGCUAUUACCAGCUAUGGCUCUUUCCAGCCAUCCAUUGCAAUUUCCACUUGCAGCGUGCUGUUGCUGUUGUAUUUUUUAUUUUUAAGCAAACCCUAUCCAUGAUCCAAGUAACAUGCACAUUUGUAUCCUUUUUCCCAAUGACAGUCGCAUGAAGAUUUACGUGAAGGCCUAAAAACAAAACAAAAAAAUGCCAAUUUUGAAGGCAACCAGCUUGGUAUUUUUGAGGUGCUAGGGAGCAGUAUCUGUAUUGCAGUCAGUUGCUCUUUAAGAUUUGUGAUUUCUAUUUUUGCGGUUUCUGCAGAUUGUGCUGCAGAUCGAUAUAUCAUGAAGAUACAUAUCGCCUCCAAUUAAACAGUAUUAGGCGAAGCUAUAUGUAGACUUGACAACAGGGCAGAAUGACCUUCCUGCUGAUUCAGGUUGUCCCAUCUGUGGAGGUCCAGUUGUAUUUUAAUGCAUCCUGGUCAUGGGAGGCAAAGGCCAUGUGAUAUCUCUUGAACAAGUCAACAACUUCGUCAGCUUGCCAAAAACCGAACUCCUAGCUGAAGUGGUUUACUGAAUGGAGAAGCUGACACAAUACUGGAGGUUUCAUGUACCUUGCAUAAGAAAGCAAUCCACACAUCAAGUCCUUUCUUUAUAAGACUGAGCUCAGUGGCAAUCCAAUACAAAGCAUGACACAUACAGGCAGCUCUUUUCUCAAAUCCAUAUAUCCUUUCUAGAUAUUUAUGUGUUAUUUUUGUUCAUCAUUUACUAUUUAAAGAAGUAUUUGGUUUUAGCAUGGAGAAAGGCGAGUUAAAUGGCUGUUUUAUUUAAACUCCGACACCGAACAAGUCAAAGGAUGUCAUUUGCACAUCAACAGACAUCUACUCUACUUUUCAUUGGAAAUGUUAUUCUAAAUUUCUGACAGUUUCAGACGUGUAAAGUUUUUGCCAGUUCUGGAAGGGAAAAAAAAAAAAAUCUGAUCUGUGACAAAGAUUAAAGAAUAAUGUAUUUGUAUAUAGAAAUAUAUAUCACUUUUUUUAAAAAAAAUUGUAAAAGUUGUACAUUUCUCAAUGAACUAAUUUUUAAAGCAUUUACUGGCUGUGUUUUUCCAUUUUAUAUAUAAAAUAUAUAAAUAUAUAUAAAUAAUAUUAUAUAUACACACAUUUACAAAUAUCUAUAAAUAGCCGUAAAAACUGAAUAUGGGAAAUGAAGCCCUGCCAGAAACCCAUGGAAGGAGGAAAGUUUCAAACAAGAUUUUAAUCCCACCUCUGGUACCUCACAUUCAGAAAAAAAAAAAAAAAAAAAAAAACUUUGAUACAAAAAAAAAA
Molecule: messenger RNA, 9541 nt
Organism: Bufo bufo (common toad)
Lineage: Eukaryota; Metazoa; Chordata; Amphibia; Anura; Bufonidae
Gene: MED13L
Product: mediator complex subunit 13L
Exons: 31
Coding region: 986-7435 (2149 amino acids)
Biological process (GO): regulation of transcription by RNA polymerase II
Cellular component (GO): mediator complex
Molecular function (GO): transcription coregulator activity
Source: RefSeq, a predicted model, not a curated record